AUGGAAACCAGAGACAGAAAGGAACUCCUUCUGGAACAAAGGCAAGUCCUGAUAUUCUUUGUCUUGCUGGGCAUGGCUCUGGCUGGUUUUGAGAGUAGGCGCUAUUCGGUGGCUGAGGAAAUGGAGAGUGGCUUUUUUGUGGCCAAUUUAUUAAAAGACUUGGGGCUGGAAGUAGAUGAACUGAUUGUGCGGGGUCCCCAGAUUGUGUCCAAAGGGAAAAAACUGAGUUUACAGUUUGAUAGGCAGACAGGGGAUUUAUUUUUAAAUGAGAAGCUGGACCGAGAGGAGUUAUGUGGUUCUACAGAGCCCUGUGUAUUGCCUUUCCAGGUGUUAUUGGAAAAUCCCUUGCAGUUUUUUCAGGCUGAGCUACAGAUUAGGGACAUAAAUGAUCAUUUUCCAGUCUUCCUAGACAAAGAAAUAUUUUUGAAAAUUUCAGAAAGUACCACACCCGGAACCACUUUCCUAAUAGAACGUGCCCAGGACUUAGAUGUAGGAAGCAAUAGUCUCCAAAAUUACACAAUCAGCCCCAAUUUCUACUUUCAUCUUACAAUACAAGACAGUGCUGAUGGCAUAUUACCACAGCUGGUGUUGGACAAAGCACUGGAUCGAGAGGAACAGCCUGAGCUCAGGUUAACUCUUACAGCGCUGGAUGGCGGUACUCCACCAAGGUCUGGUACUGCCCUGGUCCGCAUUGAAAUCUUGGACAUCAAUGACAAUGCCCCUGAGUUUACAAAAGUACUCUAUGAGGUGCAGGUUCCAGAAAACAGCCCCAUUGGAUACCACGUUGCUACUGUCUCUGCCAGGGAUUUAGAUAUUGGAGUUUAUGGACAAAUAUCUUAUGCAUUUUUCCAAGCCUCUGAAGAUAUUCGCAAAACCUUUCAAAUAAAUGCAAAAUCGGGAGAACUCCUUUUAACACAAAAGCUGGAUUUUGAAUCAGUUCAGACUUACACUAUAAAUAUUCAGGCAACAGAUGGUGGGGGACUUUCUGCAAGUUCUGUGGUUCUUAUCCAAGUGAUAGACUUGAAUGACAACCCUCCAGAACUGACCAUGUCCACACUUAUCAAUCAAAUACCAGAAAACUUGCAGGAAACCAUAAUUGCCAUAUUCAGUGUUUCAGAUUCUGACUCUGGAGACAACGGAAGAAUAGUGUGCUCUAUCCCAGAUGAUCUUCCUUUCUUCCUGAAACCUUCUGUAGAGAACUUUUACACUCUGGUGACAAACACAGCCCUGGACAGGGAGACCAGGCCUGAGUAUAAUGUCACCAUCACUGUUAGUGACAUGGGGACACCCAGGCUGAAAACUGAGCACAGCAUAAUAAUCCUCGUUUCUGACGUCAAUGACAAUGCCCCUGCUUUCUCCCAAAUGUCAUACACGCUGUUGGUGCACGAGAACAACCAGCCUGCUCUGCACAUAGGCAGUGUCAACGCCACAGACAGAGACUCAGGCACCAAUGCCCAGAUCACCUACUCGCUUCUGCCAACCCAGGACCCACACCUGCCCCUCGCCUCGCUGGUCUCUAUCAACGCAGACAAUGGGCAGCUGUUUGCGCUGAGGGCGCUGGACUUCGAGGCCCUGCAGGCGUUCGAGUUCCACGUGGGUGCCACAGACCACGGUUCGCCCGCGCUCAGCAGCCAGGCGCUGGUGCGCGUGGUGGUGCUGGACGACAACGACAACUCGCCCUUCGUGCUGUACCCGCUGCAGAAUGCCUCUGCGCCCUGCACCGAGCUGGUGCCCAGGGCGGCAGAGCAGGGCUACCUGGUCACCAAAGUGGUGGCGGUGGAUGGAGACUCGGGCCAGAACGCCUGGCUGUCAUACCAGCUGCUCAAGGCCACGGAGCCCGGGCUGUUUGGCGUGUGGGCGCACAAUGGCGAGGUGCGCACCGCCAGGCUGCUGAGCGAGCGCGACGCGGCCAGGCACAGGCUGGUGGUGCUGGUCAAGGACAAUGGCGAGCCUCCGCUGUCUGCCAGCGUCACGCUGCACGUGCUGCUGGUGGAUGGCUUCUCCCAGCCCUACCUGCCGCUCCCGGAAGUGGCGCCCGAGCGCGCGCAGGAGGACUUGCUCACUGUCUACUUGGUCAUCGCCUUGGCCUCGGUGUCGUCGCUCUUCCUCUUCUCUGUGCUGGUGUUCGUGGCGGUGAGGCUGUGCAGGAGGCGCAGGGCGGUGCCGCUGGGUGUCUGUUCUAUUCCUGAGGGCCACUUUCCGGGUCACCUGGUGGAUGUUAGUGGCACGGGUACCCUGUCUCAGAGCUACCAAUAUGAAGUGUGUCUGAUGGGAGGCUCAGGGACUAGUGACUUCCUGAGUCCAAUUAUCCCCACUAGUGUGAUUCAAGACCCUUAG
Marmota flaviventris (yellow-bellied marmot) is the source of this 2337-nucleotide messenger RNA. NCBI's taxonomy places the organism in Eukaryota, Metazoa, Chordata, Mammalia, Rodentia, Sciuridae. The record is from RefSeq and is a predicted model, not a curated record.